AUGAAGAAAGCAGGUUCUUCCUCCAAAGCAUCCAAGAAAGUAACGUGGGCACCGAACUACGUAACCUUCAAACAAAGAGAGCAAAGUCGUUCUCCAUCACCACCAGCACAAAAACUCCCCAUCCUUGGAGAUCUCCUCAGCUGGCUCACCUACACGCAACCAGAACCAGAGACUGGACUUAAGAAAGAAAAAGGAAGCGUCACUCUCAUGUGGCUCAUCGGCGAGCUACGACCUGAAAAUGCGGACAUACCACCACAAUUUAGUUUCCGUUUCGAAACGGAUGAGAGUCUCACUGUUAUUAUCAUAGGUGGACAAUUCGAGAAAGUAUGUCCACGUUCUCGAAUCGAGUUCAAGAAAGUGCCUGAACCUGGCGAAGACGGACUGGCUCGUUACGAACUUGAGGAUGCGGAGGUGAAUACCGAAAUGUCUGAUGUGGUGUUGAGGUUUCCUCGUGAGGCUAGGGCUUUAAAGGGGGCCAAUCAACUUGUUUCGAAUCCGAUAGUUGAGCUGACGGUCUUUGUUGAUCCGGAAUAUCCCGAUGAUCCGAAAAAGUGGUAUAUUUCGGGUGAGCUGGUAGCUUGUGAUAAUGCCCCGCUUGAGGAUGGGAUGAGGACGGACUCGGUGCAUAAGAUUUUCAAGAUUGACCAGCUUGUUGAUGCGCGUCUUGAGAGGAGUUUUAAGCGACUUUCGAGAUCUUGA
Molecule: messenger RNA, 699 nt
Organism: Glarea lozoyensis ATCC 20868
Lineage: Eukaryota; Fungi; Ascomycota; Leotiomycetes; Helotiales; Helotiaceae
Exons: 1
Coding region: 1-699 (232 amino acids)
Source: RefSeq, a predicted model, not a curated record